GCUCUCCUCCUUCUCCUCUCUCCUCUCCUCUCUCCUGUGCUCUCUCUCAGUCAAGCCUGUUCUGUGAGCACUUAAAUGGAAUAGCAGCAUUUUUUCCCUCUUGUGUGUCACUGGAGGAGACUGGAAACAAGGUGGUUUUGAAGUGGAUACAUACAACAAAGGUCUGGUUUGGUACCUGGCUUGUCUAACUGGGACCAGCACUGGAGGAAGCUCCUGAAAGGCAGCGGUGACUGGACGUGGUUCCUGAGCGGCGCAGUCAUGGGCAGGCCAGAGGGGUUGGCCAGGCCACCUCUGGUGUCAGCUAUGGCGCUCUCCCUCCUGGCUCUCUCUUUCCUCUCUACUGGGAUCUCCAGCCUCCCACAGCCCCAGCCAAGAGUUUUCCUUCCCUUCGAAGACCUACAGGCCUCCCAGUCUUUUGAACACUACAGUCUGUCAGACAAGGCCAUGGACUACAGGAUCCUGCAGAUGGACGAGGACCAGGACAGGAUGUAUGUGGGCUGCAAAGACCAUGUCCUCUCCAUGGACAUCAAUAACAUCACCCAUGGCACACUUAAGGUGUUUUGGCCUGCAUCUACGAGCAAAAUAGAGGAAUGCCAAAUGGCAGGCAAAGACCCUACACACGGCUGUGGGAACUUCAUCCGAGUGGUGCAGCCUUAUAACAGAACUCAUCUGUUCAUGUGUGGCAGCGGAGCGUACAGUCCCGUCUGUGUGUACAUCAACAGGGGCCGCAGACCAGAGGAACAAGUAUUUCACAUUGACUCGAGGACCGAAUCUGGAAAAGGGAGGUGCUCCUUCAACCCUCAAGUGAAUACUGUUUCCGUCAUGCUCAACCAGGAGCUCUUCUCAGGCAUGUACAUUGACUUCAUGGGGACAGAUGCUGCCAUCUUCAGGAGCCUCACCAAGAGAAAUGCAGUGCGGACUGACCAGCACAACUCCAAGUGGCUUAGUGAGCCUAUCUUUAUUGACGCCCACCUGAUACCAGAUGGAACAGAUCCCAAUGAUGCCAAAUUGUAUUUUUUCUUCCGUGAGAGGCUAACAGAUAACAGCGGAAACACUAAAAAUAUCCACACCAUGGUGGCCAGAGUGUGUCCAAGUGACAUCGGAGGACAGCGGAGUCUGGUGAACAAGUGGACCACCUUCCUCAAGGCCAGGAUGGUGUGUUCAGUUCUGGAGGAAGACGGCACUGAAACGCACUUUGAUGAACUGGAAAGUGUGUUUUUGCUGGAAACCGAUCAGCCCAAGGGUCUGUUGGUGUUUGGAGUCUUCACAUCCACAAGCUCCGUGUUUAAAGGCUCAGCAGUGUGUGUGUACAACAUGGCCGACAUCCUCACCGUCUUCAACGGGCCCUUUGCUCACAGAGAGGGACCCAACUUUCAGUGGGUGGCGUUUCAGGGGCGCAUCCCUUAUCCAAGGCCUGGAACUUGCCCUGGUGGAGCUUUCACACCUGACAUCCAGACAACCAAAGAGUUCCCAGAUGACGUGGUGACCUUCGUACGGAACCAUCCUGUCAUGUUCAACCCCAUAUACCCAGUGGGGAGGAGACCUCUGGUGGUUCGUACCAACGCAGACUACAAAUACACAUCAGUGGCUGUGGACCAGGUCAUGGCUGCAGACGGCAACUACCAAGUGCUCUUCCUGGGCACAGACAAAGGUACAAUACAGAAGGUGAUUGUGCUGCCAACCAAUCAUUCCUUGCAUGAAGAUCUGAUCCUGGAGGAGCUGGAAGUGUUUAAGAACAAAGCUCCUGUUACAAACUUGAGAAUAUCCUCAAAAAAACAACAGCUGUACGUCAGCUCCGAGUUCGGGGUCUCGCAGGUCUCCCUGCACCGUUGUCAAGCUUACGGCUCGGCUUGCGCUGACUGCUGCCUCGCCAGAGACCCUUACUGUGCCUGGGAUGGGCUCAGUUGCUCCCGCUUCUAUCCUACUGGCAAAAGGAGGAGCAGGAGGCAGGACAUUAUACAUGGAAAUCCACUCACUCAAUGCAGAGGAUUCAACCUAAAAGCCUACAGGAACGCAGUGGAGAUGACGCAGUUUGGCGUGAAAAACAACACCACCUUCCUGGAGUGUCUGCCCAAGUCUCCCCAGGCCUCUAUCCGCUGGCUUAUUCACAGGGACAAUGACAGAAGAAAAGAGGUGAAGCUGAGUGAUCGUGUCAUUUCCAGCGAACACGGCCUCCUCAUCCGCUCCGUCCAGCUGUCUGACCAGGGCCUAUACUACUGCCUGACCACAGAGAACAGCUUCAAACGCACCGUCGCCAAGAUCCGUCUGCGCGUGCUAAGUGAAGCCAUGGUGAGCAUGCUGACAGACAAGCAGCAGUCGCCGUGGGCGUGGGCCAGCUCAUUGCACCCUAAGGCCCUGUUGGAAGCGUUCAGCCCUGCAGAGAGUCUGGCUGUACAACAAUACUGCAAAGAGAGGAAGGAGCUCCAGAAUCUUCAGCAGAGGCCGCAGCAGCCUCAGCCGCCUGGACCACUCAGAGGGGAUCUGGCCAAACUGAAGCCUUUGCUCGACCGGAGGAAGAGCCGCAACCGCCGCAAUCACCUCCCAGAGGUCUGACACAGGGAGGCUGGCAGCUGCAGAAACUGACAUGCACAUCUUUCUUUGUUCCUUUCCAGGCAGUUACACAUCCUAAUUUUUCCAACUCUCAUCUCAAACUGCAGAGCUGCACUGUGGAUGUACAGUAAGAUGAGGAGGUGGUUGCGGAAAGCUGUUAUUCUGCAAUAUCUCCUUCUCUUCGACAGAAUGCAUGAGUGAGGCACUGUGACCAGAUGGCUGUGACUUACACAAAUACACACACGCACGGGCACCCACAAGCCAUUCAUUUGCUGUCCGCAGUCACUCCACAAACUGAAGUGGUCCUGUCCUGAGUGCCACUAAUAAACUGUGGUCUCGGCUGAUAUUGCUUAUGAUAAUACACCUUGAGUCGCAGCUAUUGUCAAUGAUCUUAUCAUAUUUUAAAUAUUAGAGGGGAAAUUAAACAGGCCGUAUACUGGCUUACAAUGGAGUUGCUCUUUGUUGAAAAAAAUAGGGAGGUAAUUUUAUCAAGAUAACAAAUAGAAGAGAUUGAAAAGGGAUAAAAAAAAGGGAGACAGAUGCAUGUUUGACAGUGAGUGUCCUCUCUUGAUAUUAUACUCGUAUUUUAUUAGAUUCUACCCACAUUCGUAUAUUUACUUUUUGACUAACAAAAGUUGUACUCUCUUCAGUGAAAGCUACAGGGCUCUAUGGGCUCAUGUGGGAUAAUAUAAAGUCAAUUUGUAAACACGCUGUCUACAAUAGCACUGCUCAUACACAGCACAGAUGGCAAGUGGCCCCAAUAAAAAAAAAGUGUUGUAUUGCAGUGAUGCAAUUUAAGAUUUAUUACUUCAAAGGCCAAACCUUUGAACAUCCAGUGCAGAUGUCACCCAAACAGAGAUAGUAAAAUACUGAGUAGAAUAUGAAAUUCUGUAUGAGCUGUACACAUCUUACAUGAUCUCUCUUGUAUUUAUUCCUAUUACUCAGACGCACAUGUAAGAAAAUUGGCCUCACUGUAAUUCAGCCGCAUAUUGUAUCGUACUUCUCUUGUUUACAGCACAGAAGCAUGUUUAUAGAAAUGCAUCAGCAAUGUAGAGGUCUCUUAAUCCUUUCCUGGAUUACAUUUAACAACCAAACGAGCAGAUAUGCACAUUUCAGUUUUUGCCUUCGGUUAAAUACUGUAUAUUAGUGUAAUACCUGGAAAUAUGGAGUCUACAUUAUAAAGUACAGUUUCCUUCUUUGGAUCCAAGUUUCCACAUUCUACAAAGCAAGGUGGAUAUACUUACUUCAGAAAUAGUAAUUAUUAGUGAGGUAGUCUGUGAUAGACCAUUUGACAUAUGUGAAUAGAUACUUCUUUUUUUUUAGAAGCAUAGUUAAUGUAGAUAGAGAUUAUUUGUUGCUUGUGUACAGAGUAUUUUUGUUUGUUUGUUUCAUCGUUUUUUAUUUAAAGUUGUGCUGAGUUUUGUGAAAAUGUGUUUUCUUUGUGUAUAUAAUUUCAACAUACUGUAUUUCACCAACUAACUAUGACUGUAUCUGCAAAUUGCAGAGAUAUACAGUAUUGUUUUCAUUUUGAGAAAAGAUUUUCUAGUUGUACCUUCCCUCGUACAGAUCUCUGCUACAUGUUUAAUAAAACUGUGUGACCAGUAUCAUGUCAACUUCA
Thunnus maccoyii (southern bluefin tuna) is the source of this 4168-nucleotide messenger RNA. It is a transcript of the gene sema3c, whose product is annotated as sema domain, immunoglobulin domain (Ig), short basic domain, secreted, (semaphorin) 3C. The record is from RefSeq and is a predicted model, not a curated record. Gene Ontology annotation, molecular function: semaphorin receptor binding; chemorepellent activity. The coding region runs from base 259 to 2553 and encodes 764 amino acids. Lineage: Eukaryota; Metazoa; Chordata; Actinopteri; Scombriformes; Scombridae. Gene Ontology annotation, biological process: negative chemotaxis; semaphorin-plexin signaling pathway; neural crest cell migration. The transcript is spliced from 18 exons.